UCUCUCUGUCUUACCACUUACCAGCGAAGGAAGCCACGCCAUCGUCGUCGUCCUCCACGCGCUUCCUCCGCCCUAUUUUACCCGCUCCAGCUCCGCCCCUCCGCCAAAAGUCUCCUCCUCCACGAUCCCCUCCCUCUGCCUCGCCCUCGCUCGCGUUAGCCAGAAGAAGCAGCAUUCCUCGCCUCUCUCUCGCCAUGGGCGCGACCCAAGUCGACCACGAGGAGGCCAGCCCCCUCCUGGCCCCGUCCGCCGACGAAAAGCUGCCGACGGAGGCCACCAAGGGCUGCGCCGACGGGGUCCCGGUCGUCAUGGGAGAGCCGGUCUCCGGCCCCGCCGUGCCGCGGGAGAGCUGGGACUCGGGGAUCCUCUCCUGCCUCGGCCGCAACGACGACUUCUGCAGCAGCGACCUCGAAGUGUGUCUUCUCGGAAGUGUGGCACCAUGUGUGCUGUAUGGUAGCAAUGUUGAGAGGCUUGCAGCAGCACCGGGAACUUUUGCAAACAGCUGCUUGCCUUACACUGGCCUCUAUAUGCUUGGAAACUCUCUCUUUGGGUGGAACUGCCUAGCCCCAUGGUUUUCUCAUCCCACUCGUACAGCUAUUCGUCGAAGAUACAAUCUCGAGGGUAGCUUCGAGGCUUUCACUAGGCAAUGUGGGUGCUGCCGUGGCCUCGCUGAGGACGAGGAGAGGCGUGAACACCUGGAGGUCGUCUGCGACCUAGCAACACACUACAUGUGUCACCCUUGUGCCCUCUGCCAGGAGGGGCGCGAGCUGCGCCGCAGGGUCCCCCACCCUGGCUUCAACAACGGGCGCUCCGUCUUGGUUAUGAUGCCACCCAUGGAGCAGAACAUGGCUCGUGGCAUGUGAGCUGUUCCAGCUCCUUCCCUGCCCUGGCUGGUCUUCUGCCCUUGAUGUUCUGCUUCCUCAGAUCUUCACCUCGUCGUCAGUAUAUACAAAUAUGUGAUGUGAACAUGCCCUGCCGUGCAAUGCAACUCCCGCUUGUUAUCUUCUGGGAGUUCUUGUUGAACAUUCCAAAUGUGUGUACUCGUUGCCUACUGCUGUGUCUUGUAUGGAUUCUGAACUGCAAUAUAUCACUUGUCUGCUUGUUGUGUAUAUAGAUUAUCUCUGAAUUGCAAAUGUCAGAGUGUUAUUUUCAGUGA
This is a messenger RNA of Brachypodium distachyon (stiff brome), 1156 nucleotides long. RefSeq names its product cell number regulator 8. The record is from RefSeq and is a predicted model, not a curated record. Bases 195 to 863 code for a protein of 222 amino acids. The transcript has 3 exons. NCBI's taxonomy places the organism in Eukaryota, Viridiplantae, Streptophyta, Magnoliopsida, Poales, Poaceae.